CUCGCGGGAUGGGCGGGGCUGCUCUGAUUUGCAGCUAAUCCGACGGGAUCGGUUUGAAGUCGGCGGAGUGGAGAAAUAGAAUCCGAGAAGAGUGGGAGAGUUUUACAGCCUUAACUUCGGAAACGCAGUCACACGGACACAGCACUCGCCAGUACCACACAGAAGACCGGUGCUGAAUCUGAAAAUUCAAGAGGAGGAACUUUGGAGUAAAGUUUUUUUGGAGCGACUCGACGGUUGACAGGUCAGAGGAACACGGAUUUAACAUGGACCUCCGGGGAGCAACGGUGCAGCUCUGAGGGGGAAUUAAGGCCGAUUCUGACAUAUUCCUCUUUAUGCGAUCGUGUGUCGGAGGAUUUUAAAGCAGUACCAUAUUUACUAAAUGCUGAGACUGAGACGCGACGUACCUCUCUCAGAGAGGCUGGGGCUGGACUCUCCUGUAGCAUCGUCACCCGGGCCUCCACCCACAGAAGCCCUAAUGGGCCCCAACAUUUCAUGGCUCCCUGAAGCCCCGCUGCUGAGCCCAGAUCAGCCCAUCUUCCUCAUGAGUCCCGCGGCGCAGGCAGUGUCUGGCUUCUUCGUGUGGACUGCACUCAUUCUCACCUGUCACCAGAUCUACAUGCACCUCCGCUACUACAGCUCCCCCAGGGAGCAGCGCCACAUCGUGAGGAUACUCUUCAUCGUUCCUAUCUAUGCCUUUGACUCCUGGUUGAGUCUCCUGUUCUUCACCAACGAUCAAUACUACGUGUACUUCGACACAGUGAGGGACUGCUAUGAAGCAUUUGUGAUUUACAACUUCCUGAGUUUGUGCUAUGAAUACCUGGGAGGAGAGAGCGCCAUCAUGGCUGAGAUCAGAGGAAAGCCCAUAGAGUCCAGCUGCAUGUACGGCACCUGCUGUCUGAGGGGAAGGAGCUACUCCAUCGGCUUCCUGCGCUUCUGCAAACAGGCCACGCUGCAGUUCUGCGUGGUCAAGCCGCUCAUGGCUGUCAUCACCGUCAUCCUGCAGGCCUACGGGAAAUAUAGAGAUGGAGACUUCAACGUUGCCAGCGGUUACCUCUACGUGACCAUCAUCUACAACAUCUCCGUGAGCUUGUCUCUGUACGCCCUCUUCCUCUUUUACUUCGCCACGAGGGAGCUGCUCAGUCCCUACGGGCCCAUGCUCAAGUUCUUCAUGGUGAAGUCGGUCAUCUUCCUCUCCUUCUGGCAAGGGAUGCUGCUGGCCAUCCUGGAGAAGUGCGGCGCCAUCCCUCAGAUCAACUCCGUGGAGGUGUCCGUCGGCGAGGGCACGGUCGCCGCCGGCUACCAGAACUUCAUCAUUUGCAUCGAGAUGUUCUUCGCCGCGCUGGCUCUGCGCCACGCCUUCACCUACAGAGUGUACAUGGACAAAAGCCUGGAUUCGCAAGGACCCAUUCCUACAUAUGGAGACGUUGGCCGCGGCCCCUCGAUGAAGAGCAUCUCCAGCAGCCUAAAGGAGACCAUGAGUCCGGGCGACAUGGUCCAAGAUGCGAUCCACAACUUCUCCCCGGCUUAUCAGCAGUACACCCAGCAGUCCACGCUGGAGCAGGGGGCGCCUCCCCCUGUCUCCCGCGCGCACAGUGCCGUCAGUGCCCGUGGAGACACAGAGAAGACCCUCCUGCUCAGCUCCGACGAUGAAUUCUAGAGCUAAGAAUACACAGGGACUCAGACUUAUGUUCUAAUGGCCGAUGUCCCCCUGAGAAGGCAGUUCUCAUCAAAGGGCGACUGAUUAGAGACUUGUUUGUUUUUGAGAUUCUGCACCUUCCUGCAUAAACACCUAUGCAGCCACAUUUUCCAAGAGCCGUACUUAGGCUGAUUUAGUGUUAAAUCCGCUGGCCAGUAAAUAAAAAGGGGUUGUGUCUGCUUUUGGAAAGUUUGUGAGUCACACGUGUACUUUCUGAUUUAUACUUGACUUUGGAGGGAAGGUUUUCUGGCAGGGAUAGAAACAUCGCAUCACAUUUAACUAAGUCAUGUUGUCAGUGGCGGUGAUUUCAUCCUGGUGAAUGUUGUUUUUGUUCUGGUUCUAGCAUUCUUGCAUUUCAAAGGCAGUUAUUAAAUGGUUCUUGGCUUUGAGGUUUAACUUUAAAGGCCUGAGUAAAUCCAAGUGUUUUAUAGGACAUAGUUGCAGCUGUGGUCACCCAGAUAAGGGUUGAGUUGAAGUCAUUGGUAUGGAUCAAUACUGCUGAUAACUGGGAAACCGAUGAGCAUGAGGUCGGGCAGAUUAGAGAUUAUAACAUCGUACAUCUGCUGCCGUGAGCUACGGAGCAGACCAGGAUUACGCCAGUGGAUGUGGAGCAUCAUGUGAGCAGCUGGGAUUAAAGCUGGAGCCAGUCGACCUCCACGGGCCACAAUGUAGGUUAACAGGAUUGAGGGAGAACAGAAGAAUAUAGGGUAACACUAACCUCAGACGCUCUGUCACACCAGCGAAACCUUUCAAACGUUCUUAUUGUGAGCUGCUCUUUCACUUGGAUCCUGUCCUGUAGCGACUCCCACCACAGUCAGAGCUGGUUAUUUUUUAACCCACCGCUGGAGCUCAUGAGUCAUGUGAGUGAUUCAUGCCUCAUCCGCUGACAUGUUUACUGUAACUGCUUUCACUUCUCUGCUGUAGCCCCGUGCGAGCACCAGAGGGCCACGUGGAGAACAGCAGAGCAGCGCUUGCUCUCGUACUGUAUCUGCUUCAGACUUGCUGCUUCACAUCAAGUUCUGUCCCGGGCUUUUUUUUUUUUUUUGUAACAGUGACUGUGUAUUCUCACCACCAAACAGGAGCCAGUCCCAGCUUCAGACAGGGCUACUGGGUAGUUUUACUUUAAAUUCCACCUGACAUAAUAGUUUUAAAUAGGAGCACAGCCACGUCUGUACACAGGACCGGUUCCAUAUUUUUAGACACAGCUGAGGGAUGUCUGGAUAAUUGUGUGGGUACAUUUUAGCAUUGGUGUCAUGUCAACACUGUGUUUACUGUGGCUGAGUUUCUUCCCGCAACUGAAGUCUGUAAAAGUCAGCUCAGCACGAUUUAAAUAGGUUUUUAUUCCAAGUAGUUUUUUUACGUUAGAAUCGUGAACGUCUCAGGUUUAUGAAAGGCAAUGUUGAUAUUUUGUGGCUGAAACACUUCUAACACGUCUAACUGCCAUGUUUCACUUUCUUUUAAUCUGUUUGUGGUGACACGUGAAACUCUUAUGGGUUGUAUGUGUUACAGUUGGAGGAAGAUGAACAAUGUAUAUUGACAUAGACGUAUAUCCUGCAAGAGAACAAAGUUUAGUUUUAUAUUUUUAACUUGUCUUCAGAAUUUAUUUUAGUAAAUUACGUCAUAUGCAUAAAUGAGAAAUAAAACAUUGCAUCUUG
Betta splendens (Siamese fighting fish) is the source of this 3351-nucleotide messenger RNA. RefSeq names its product transmembrane protein 184ba (gene tmem184ba). The record is from RefSeq and is a predicted model, not a curated record. NCBI's taxonomy places the organism in Eukaryota, Metazoa, Chordata, Actinopteri, Anabantiformes, Osphronemidae. The transcript is spliced from 9 exons. Gene Ontology annotation, molecular function: transporter activity. Gene Ontology annotation, biological process: transport. The coding region runs from base 380 to 1657 and encodes 425 amino acids.